CUAGACUAAUCUUUAAUGACUGUUCUGGUACAUUAAGCUAACAAAGCUUUAGACACAGGGUGUCCGCGGAUCCGUUAUGUAAACAUAAGACCUUAACUGUCAUUAAAAUGUCUUAAAUACACAUUUCUAAUACCGCUGUUGAGGGAGCAAUUGAUAAAAUUUGACCUAUUUUUUUUCCUCUCAUGGAAUGCAGAGUAGAUUUUUUUUUUCUUGCACUGUUGAAGCAAAUGGUAAUGCAAAAAUGAUAUUUGCUAUGGUCUCCCAUGUAUGUAUAUAGCCAUUUAAUAGGGGUGUAAAACGGUUCAAAUUGCUCACGGUUUGGUUUGUAUUUUUUAGGGUUACAUUUCUGUAUGGUUCGGUAUGUUCUGUGUUCAGGGAAAAAGGACUACUUUCACAUAAAAAUAAAGAAACAGCGCAAAUAAUCUAACUACAAUCAACAGCACAAAUAAAUAAAAUGGAGAAAAGAUACUAUAAACAGUGCAGGUAGGUCUAGUUCUCAGGUACAGCAAUUGAAUAAAGUGAUGUUUGACUAUAACUUAAUGGUUAAUCCUUAUAAAAGUUACAAAAGCUAUUCACUCAAGAGUUUUCCUUUUGUUGAUUGAUUAACAUUUGAAACAGACAGCAAGAAUAUUGAGCUGCUGUUACUUUUAGACAUAAUGCACAGGUUCAUUACACUGAUACUGAGUUUUACUGAUACUGAGUCUGAGUUUUGAAGAAGAGAUCACCUCAAAAUUCACUGAUUAAAUUCUUUUUGACAAUUUCCGAGCACCAUACGGUUGUGCUUCGCUGUAAUUUGGAUGCAUUUUAAAGAUCUAGCCUACACUUUUAUUACUGAAAUGCUGUUAAGUAUUAAGAGCAAUAUUUAAUCCCUACUCAAAAGAGAAAGAGAAGAAAAGCAUGUACGUAAACAUUUGAAAUGGGACAUUAUCAUGGCAGCAGCAAUUAUAUACAUUAAAAUAACAAAGCAGCAUGUCUGCCUCAUCAUCUGUAUAAGAGGCUGUAUUAACUUAUUAUUGCCGAUUUUCACAUUUUAAAAUGACAUCACUUUGAUAUAACAUAAAAGACAGAAAACCAUUUUAACUAUAAUGUCUAUAUCUUCCUAUUUUUUUCCUAUUUUUAAACAGGAGAUUUAAAUAAUUAAAAUAUAAUUAGGAUAUUAUUUUUACUGUUAUUAAAUGAAAUAUAAAUUUAUUAUUCCAAUUAUAUGACAUUUUAUUUACAGCAGACAAUCAUGUGACAGACCACAUGAUCAGCGCAUUCCCGGGUUCAUAGGUUCACAAAACUCGCCCCAUCCAUUGUAAAUAAAUCACCAUCCGAAUGCAUGAGUUUAAUCACUGAGGUGAUAUGCAAAUGUAUUUUACGUACGUCCACAUGAGAAACAAUACCAUCCGAAUAGGGCUUAAAGUCUGCUAGGAUACUCAUCAAGACGGGCAUGUUGACAUAAUUUUGUUUGACUGAAGUGACAUGCAGGUCUUGUUUUUUAAUACCAUUUCAAGACCUUUCCAAAAAAAAAAAAAAAAAGUGCUGAUACCUGCAGAUUUCCUGUAGACAGCCCAUCAGAUUCAGUGGCUAUAGUUAUUCAUAAGAGCUAUGAAAUAAUGUAGAUUAGACAAACAUUUUCCACAAUACAAUUAAAGUCGCCAUGAAAUCAAAAUUGACAAUUUUUAUUUUUUUUAUGGAAUAUUGUAGUAUUUAUUACAAAAAAAUGUAUCCGUGCACUUCAUUAGUUUUUUAAAAUUCACGUGCCCUCGUAAUCUUUAAUCAAAACAUUAAUCUCCCCUCCCCCUCAAAACAACUCGUCUCUUCCUGUCACAUGCUAUGACUCGAGGGCAGAGCUAUCUGGAACUGCCAGCAGAUCCUGUGAUAUAAGGGGUAAAUGCUGCCGCUGGGGUCUGAUGAAAGUCAAAGAAGAAAGCCAAGAUCUGAAUGAAGUGGAGGAGGAACAUCAGAUUCAGAAAGCUCAUAAUGUCACCGUUGGAGAGAAAUUAGUUAGUUGCUACAAAACUGAAAACAAUUACUCACAAAGCAGUGUUCAAAACAUAGAAGUCAAAAAGACUUUCACCUGUUCUCAGUGUGGAAAAACUUUCAAACAUAAAGGAAACCUUAAGAAACACAUGUUAAUUCAUGCUGGAAUAACGCCGUUCACCUGCUCUCAGUGUGGAAAGAGUUUUACACACAAAAGUCAUCUUAAUGAGCAUGAGCGUAGUCACUCUUCAGAAAAGCCUUUCGCCUGCUCUCAGUGUGGAAAGAGUUUUAAACAGAGACACCAUCUUAAAGAGCAUGUGCUAAUUCACACUUCUAAAAGGGCUUUCACCUGCUCUCAGUGUGGAAACACUUACACACACACAAGAGGCCUUAAGUAUCACAUGGUAAUUCACACAGGAGUAAAGCCUUUCACCUGCUCCCAGUGUGGAAAGUGUUUUAUAUAUAAAGCACAACUUAAUGAGCAUGAGCGUGUUCACACUUCAGAAAAGCCUUUUUCCUGCUCUCAGUGUGGAAACACUUUCAGACGUAAAAGAAACCUUAACAGUCACAUGCUAAUUCAUGCUGGAAUAAAGCCUUUCGUGUGCUCCCAUUGUGGAAAGAGUUUUAGACAGAAACAACAACUUAAUGCACAUUUGGUAAUUCAUGCUUCAGAAAAGCCUUUCACCUGCCCUCAGUGUGGAAACACUUUCACACGUAAAGCAUCCUUUAAGGAUCACAUGUUAAGUCAUGCUAAGAAAAAGCCUUACACCUGCUCUCAGUGUGGAAACUCUUAUGCAUUUAAAGACAGCCUGAAGCAGCACAUGUUAAGUCAUGCUGGAAUAAAGCCUUUCAGCUGCUCUCAGUGUGGAAAGAGUUUCACCCGUAAACCAGGAUUUAUUCGUCACAUGAGAAUUCACACUAAAGAGAUGCCUUAUGCAUGUCAUCUGUGUGGGAAGAAUUUUAAAUGGAAAACAAGUCUCAAAGCUCAUCUGGACUCUCACUCUCACUCUGAACCAAAGCAAUUUAACUGUGCUGUGUAAAGAUGGACAUUGUUAAGGUUUUAAUGGUAUCACUACUGUUGCCGAUGCUGUUUGUCAAUUCGGUACUUAAACGUUCUUUUUGGUGUUUAACUCUUUCCCCUCAAUUUCUGUCAUUUAUGUGGAAGCGCUUCUCCAUUGACAAUUUUCAGGCUUUUCUUGUUUUCACUGUUAUACAGUAGGGGGCGCUAUGACACAUCUUCAGAAAGAGUACCGAAUCUCCUGAUCAGAACACAUGCGAAGAAGACGCAGAAACCAGCGUUAUCAUAUCUAAUCAAAUGUAUAUAUGUACAAUAACCCAGGAUGAGCCGUAGGACUGUGAAGCAUUGGUGGUGUUGAUGGACUCGAUCUACUCAAUCUAUGUUUUGAUCAUUGUUCUGAAUCACAUCUGAAUCACAAAUGUUAUUUUCUCAGCUUUUUGCUCAAAAUGUUGCUUUUUUUUUAUGAAACUUACAUUCAUAUGUUGAUUAAAAAACGACUGCAUGAAGCUAGAAUAGAA
Ctenopharyngodon idella (grass carp) is the source of this 3501-nucleotide messenger RNA. Its product is annotated as gastrula zinc finger protein XlCGF8.2DB-like. Gene Ontology annotation, molecular function: DNA-binding transcription factor activity; RNA polymerase II cis-regulatory region sequence-specific DNA binding. NCBI's taxonomy places the organism in Eukaryota, Metazoa, Chordata, Actinopteri, Cypriniformes, Xenocyprididae. The record is from RefSeq and is a predicted model, not a curated record. Bases 1896 to 3005 code for a protein of 369 amino acids. Gene Ontology annotation, biological process: regulation of transcription by RNA polymerase II. The transcript has 2 exons.